AUGGCCUCGUUUCGCAGCUUGCGAACGAACUACACCUCACUCUUGAAAGGCUUCACUGCAUCAAAUCGGGAAUUUGAAGUCCUUACAACCAUCCCCGCUAAUGGCCCCGCACCAAAAGUCCUAUAUGUGCUCGACUCGUCAUUCAACCCACCAACCCGUGCACAUCUUCGCAUCGCCAGCUCUGCACUUCUAGAACGACUCGACCCACACUCCCGCCUACUACUAUUACUUGCUACGCAAAAUGCGGAUAAACCUUCAAAACCAGCCUUGUUCGAGGAUCGGCUCGCCAUGAUGGAGUUAUUUGCUCAUGAUCUACGAUCCCACCUGGCUACCAGCACAGCAGCUCAAGGACACACUCCGUCUCUUGAGCGUAUCCCCGCCAUUGACAUUGGAGUCACCAAAAAGCCAUACUUUAUUGACAAGGCUUCAGCGAUUGAGGCCUCGGGGAUUUACCCUGCUCCGCUUGAACAGGUCCAUCUCACUGGCUAUGAUACAUUGAUCCGUAUCUUUAACCCGAAAUAUUACCCGCCGGAACAUACAUUGGCGCCGCUGGCGCCACUUUUCUCACAACAUCGGUUGCGGGUUACAUUGAGGCCCAGUGAUGAGUGGGGAAGUGUAGAGGAUCAGAGGGCCUUUUUGACUGCUCUCGCCCGUGGGGAUCGGGAAAACGAGGGUGGGCGGAAAGAAUGGGCGCAAAGAAUUCAGCUGGUUGAAGGGAGGAAGCCAGGGCAACAGUCGGUUAGCUCUACGAAAGCACGUGAGGCGAUUCAGUCUGAAAUUCAAGACUUGGAGUGGCUGGUUCCGGAUAAUGUGCUUCAAUUCUUGUCAUCUGAGAAGCCAUAUUCUACAGAGAACUCUACAUAG
Messenger RNA from Penicillium odoratum, 864 nucleotides. Its product is annotated as nicotinate-nicotinamide nucleotide adenylyltransferase. Bases 1 to 864 code for a protein of 287 amino acids. The transcript has a single exon. Lineage: Eukaryota; Fungi; Ascomycota; Eurotiomycetes; Eurotiales; Aspergillaceae. The record is from RefSeq and is a predicted model, not a curated record. Gene Ontology annotation, molecular function: ATP hydrolysis activity; nicotinamide-nucleotide adenylyltransferase activity. Gene Ontology annotation, cellular component: nucleus; cytoplasm.